This is a messenger RNA of Didymodactylos carnosus, 795 nucleotides long. Lineage: Eukaryota; Metazoa; Rotifera; Eurotatoria; Philodinida; Philodinidae. The record is from the annotation of a GenBank genome assembly.
AUGUUCAAAUCACAAAGAACUAAAACUGGCGAACGUCUUACACUCCUGCCUGACUUCGAUUUGCGUAAUGAACUCACUGAUCUAUUAAAAAAUGAUGAUGUUAAAAAGCAACUGGGUGACACAAUAUCAAAAGAUUCAGAUUUAAAAAUGACUGAUAUUGAUAGUCAUCUACAAACAAUUGUUGAUUUACUCGAACCUAUCAUUUCUGAUGGUCUAACUGAACGUCUUAAUCAAUUACAAUAUCAAAUUUUUGAUACUGAAAAUCGUUUAGAUGAAUCAGAACGUUAUAAUCGCUCAUACAAUAUUAAAUUAUUAAAUGUACCUUAUCACAAAGAUGAAAAUGCAAUUCAAGUUACCGUGAACAUUGCAAAUGAAAUCGGAUGCUAUCUCGAUUAUACAGAAAUUGAAACAGCCCAUCGUAUUUUUCAAAUACCGGAAAUUUCAACAUCAACUAAACCACCUCUUCCACCGGUUUUGAUUGCACGUUUCUACUCCAGACCACGUUGUUUUGAAUUGCUGUCGUGUAAAUCAGUUUUUAGACAAUUAUGUAAUGAUCAUCCAAUGAAAAACGUUAUUAUUUCCGAAGAUCUCUCAAGAAAAAAUGCUAAAAUUUUUACUACCGCACGACAAAGAGUUCAAAAGAGUAAACGUCAUCAAAUAUUUUCUUCAAAUGGACGCGUAUUUUAUCGUAAUUCAGAAAAUCAAGUAAUUCACUUAAGGGCACUCCCCCCCUUUCCGGACGUGAAAAUUAAAAAACUUUCGAUUUUGAGUAUUUCAUUGCUAAAGGUACUCUGA